AUAUAAACAAGACGAUGAACCUACCCAUCUGUGGAGAAAGCUGCCGCAUUUUGUACUGAAUUCGCUGUGGGGAGGUUCAGAGAGCAAAGAACCUGCAACUCCCCAUCUUCCCUCAACAACAGCAUAGCAGUACAUCGCCCGAUUUUGCUGGAUACAGGUGAUGAUGAUGCAUAGGGUUAUUGAAAGAGAAAUGAUCACUACUACAAUGAUAGCUUUAUCAGGUUUUUUAAUCAUGGUCUCAGCUGUGUGCAACACGGCUGAGGUGGCAGCAUUGUCCUUCAGCUACAGCAGCUUCGAUCAAUGCAGCGAUUCCAUCAAGCUGUACGGAGAGGUGUCUUGUAUGAAUUCCGGGAUACAACUGACCGGCUUCGGGUAUUACGUGAUCGGCCAGGCCAGAUACUUCAAGCCAAUGCACCUUUGGGAUGCCACCACGGGCGAUGUCGCCAGUUUCACUACCACGUUCACCUUUGAUAUCAGCAGUAAUGUUGACAGUAACAAAAAUGGCAGUAGCAGCGAAGAUGGGUCCUCGUCGUGCUGUGACGGUCUGGCAUUCUUCCUGGCACCGCAAAACUACAGCAUCCCAGUGGGUGGGGGAGCCAGCGGAAGGUUGGGGCUUAUAUAUGCUAACCUCACCUAUGACUCCGCAUCAGAGAAUCCAUUUGUGGCUGUUGAGUUCGACACCUACAACAACGAGUGGGAUGCGUGGAACGACAGCAGCCAUGUUGGGAUUAAUAUCAACUCUCUACAGUCUGUUUCCAGUAAAAGAUGGAAUUAUAAUGGCAAUGGUACUCGUCGAAUGCGUGCGCGAAUUUCCUACAAUAAGGAUGCCAAAAUGAUGUGCGCAAGCUGGUUUAGUAGUAGGGAUGAUAAUGAUCAGUUCGAGUUCGAGAACACCCUUUGCUAUGGAGUUGAUUUGACAAAUUACUUGCCUGAACAAGUAGUCUUCGGCUUCACCAGUUCAACCGCUUGGAGGUCUCAUUCCCACAACAUCAGGUCCUGGUCGUUAAAUUCUUCCGAUCCAGUCACUGCUCGGCCCAACACCACCACGAAUACUACUACUACUACUAUAGCAACACCAAACGGGUCAUUUGGAAGAAAAGGCAGAAACAAUGGCAAAAACUUGAUCACUGGAUUGUCCAUACUAAUAUUGCUGGCCGGUCUUGCUCUUGCAGCUAUAUGGUUCUGUGUGUAUAGGCGUUUCUGUUGGAGGCAGAAUGCGGAUAAAAGUCCGUUGGCUGACCGCGAAUUGGUUAGCGCACCCAUGCGUGGUGGUAGCGAGGGGCAAGACAGCUCUAGUUCUGGUGGUAGUGCCAUGAGAUGACCUCGACCUCUUCACAGGAUCAAUGCCGGAGCGAAAUACAUCCCACCAUAUGUGGUUAGUCGAGCCACAAACAGUUUCAUUGAGGUGUUGGGUAGAGGUGGGUUCGGUGAAGUUUACAAAGGAAAACUGGACGGUAGAGUUGUCGCGGUGAAGAAACUGUUCUAGGUGGUGGCGGCUGGUGGUGGGAGAGGGAAUAAGGAGGGGUACAUGGCAGAGUUAACCGUGAUAACACAGUUGAAGCACCACAAUUUGGUUGAACUACUAAGAUGGUCAUGCGGCAACUCGGGUGAGCUCUACUUGGUCUAUGACUACAUGGAGAAUGAUAGUUUGGACAGUCAUCUAUUCGGUCAAGAGCCUGGCCAUCAACCGCUCACAUGGGAAAUCAGGUUCCGAAUCGCCAAUGAUUUGGGUUCGGGGCUACUUUACUUGCACGGAGGGUGCACUGAAUGCGUGCUGCAUAGGGACAUCAAGCCCGCUAAUGUUCUGCUGGAUUCUCGUUUCAGAGCCAAGCUGUCUGAUUUCGGACUGGCUCGCGUGGUGGGACACGACGACCGUUCCCAGUCCUUGAUCUACGGGAGCGAGGGAUACCUGGCUCCCGAGGUUUUGGAGACUGGGAAGUCGACUAAAAGCUCCAACGACUUCAGUUUUGGGGUGGUGGCUCUGCAAAUAGUUAGUGGGAAGUCGGCGUAUGUUAUCAACAAUUCAGCCCAACGUCGUCACAUUGUGGAGUGGGCAUGGGGCCUAUAUGGGGAGGGUCAUGUUGAAGCUGUAGUAGACCCUAAGCUAAAUGGUGUGUUUGUGGAGGAACAAGUCUGUCGUUUGUUGGAAGUGGGUCUUCACUGUGCUCACCCAGAUCCCUCCCGCCGGCCUCGGAUGAAGGACGCCAUGGAUGCACUGAACUUCAGGGAUCCAUUGGCAUUGGCCCCUCUGCCGUUGCAAUAUCCCACCAACCGUAGUUCCCAGGCCGGCCUCCUCCCUUCGCUGUCGCGAAUCCUCGAAGAAUCGCCGACAGUUUCCUCAUUGCAGCAGCCAGUAUUAUCAUCAUCAGGAGUUGUUCCACUGCCACAUGAUCAGCCCGUCGCAAGUAUCGCUAGAGCUCGGGCAGCUGUUUCCCGGCUCCAUCGCACGGUCUAGGACCGCAGAUUCCUUGGUGUGAUUGCUGCUGCGCUGAUCUUCUUUCGGCCAACUCCAUUUCUGUGUUGGUUUUUGCAGAAUUGGUAACUGUAUAUUGGGAGUGUUCAUUCAAUAGGGAUAUCUAUGUAUGGUUUCUACUGCACAGUUGGUUACUUAAGUUAUUACCAACUAGGGGACUUUGGGCCGCACUG
Molecule: messenger RNA, 2646 nt
Organism: Linum tenue
Lineage: Eukaryota; Viridiplantae; Streptophyta; Magnoliopsida; Malpighiales; Linaceae
Source: the annotation of a GenBank genome assembly